AUGACAGGCCAGAAAAUACCUGUGUUUCCCACAAGAAUGAAUCUAAAGACAAUGGAAACAAAGCAAAAGAGUGCAGAAAAGGGGUAUUCUCUGCUGAAGAGAAAAAGCGACGCACUGAAGGUGAAGUACAGGGUAAUAGAAGAAGAAUACAAAAGAAAAGAGUUGGGCAUAAAUCAAAAGAUAAAAGACGCAUUCUUUAAACUCACAGAAGCCGAGUUUCUUGGGGCCAACCUAAAGAUGUUCUUGUACGAAUGCCAAAAACAAAAUGUAUAUGUAAAGCCCCGAAUAGAACAGGUUUCUGGAGUGAGUCUUCCGUUCUUCACCCUUCAAAAGGAAAACACACAGCCUAUUCUCUUCCUUGACAGAAGCGGUCAAUCCCUUAAUGAGUGUAGAGAAAAGUUCUUGGAAGUUUUGGAAAUGCUUGUAGAUUUAUGUGCAUUGAAAAACUCAUUCCGAGUCCUCAAUUCUAUACUAAUGAGUACUAAUAGAAGAGUUAACGCACUGGAAUUCAACAUAAUCCCAAAAUUAGAGAACACUAUUUCUUACAUUUCUUCCGAGCUCGACGAGCAAGAUAGAGGAGAUUUCUUCAGGCUUAAGAAAAUCCAAAAUUUGAAGACUAAGGAUAAGAGCAAUUAA
Messenger RNA from Encephalitozoon intestinalis ATCC 50506, 636 nucleotides. RefSeq names its product vacuolar ATP synthase subunit D. NCBI's taxonomy places the organism in Eukaryota, Fungi, Microsporidia, Unikaryonidae. The transcript has a single exon. The coding region runs from base 1 to 636 and encodes 211 amino acids. Gene Ontology annotation, cellular component: vacuolar membrane; proton-transporting V-type ATPase complex. Gene Ontology annotation, molecular function: proton-transporting ATPase activity, rotational mechanism. The record is from RefSeq and is a predicted model, not a curated record.